Molecule: messenger RNA, 4644 nt
Organism: Vicia villosa (hairy vetch)
Lineage: Eukaryota; Viridiplantae; Streptophyta; Magnoliopsida; Fabales; Fabaceae
Exons: 7
Coding region: 1-4644 (1547 amino acids)
Biological process (GO): DNA repair; telomere maintenance
Molecular function (GO): DNA helicase activity
Source: RefSeq, a predicted model, not a curated record
AUGCUAGAAACUAAUGAACAAACCAGUCAUACUAACUCUUCUAUUGCUAGACAAAGUAGAAGACUUAGAAUGAAGGAGAAGAGAGAUGCACAAUGCACUGAAUCAGAUCAUUCUCAAAACUUGGUAGAUAAAACUGAUGUAAGUGAUGCAAGGAAGAAAAGAAGGCUGAUAUUGCAAAAUAAGAAAUCACCAUGUGGUCAUCCCACCAGUGCCCCAUCCCCAAGUACAGUCUCCCCAGUUUCUAUUCCAAAUGUAGAAGAUAGAGCUCAUUCAAUUGAUGCUCGCAAGAAAAGAAGGCUUAUAAUAGAGAAUAGAAAGUUUUCUGUCAUGCCACCUGAAACACAAUAUUCCCAAGUGCCACUGUCUAACUCUGAGGAUGAAUGCAGCUCAUCCAAUACUUCAGACUCUGAAGAUGAUAUGGAACAAGCACCGUUAGCAGAUUCAAAUUUACAAGAAUAUUCUGAUAUAGGGGAUCAAAUAUGGGAAUGUACAUAUUGUCAUGCACACAUGUGGCUUCAAGAACAUGCCAGUAAAACCAAAAAGGGACAUGUUCCAACAUUCCAUCGCUGUUGUCGCAGUGGUAAAAUUGUUUUACCUUUACUUGAAGAGGCACCCCCACUGUUGAGACAUCUGCUGUUUAACAAAACAUCUACCGAGAGCAAAAAUUAUCGAAAUAAUAUUCGAACAUACAACUCAAUGUUUUCGUUUACUUCUCCUGGAAUGAAAUUUGACACCACAUAUUCAAAGAAAGGAGGACCACCAACUUUGAGACUGCACGGUCAAACCUGUCAUCGAAUAGGUACUCUACUACCAGAAAAUGGAGACCGUCCGCAAUAUGCUCAGCUAUAUAUUUAUGACACAGAUAAUGAAGUUACUAAUAGAAUGAAGUGUUUCAGAGACAAUACUGAAAUUGACGAGAACACUGUUCAUAAUUUGAAGAUCAUGUUAGAUGAGUUCAAUAUUCAUGCAAAAGUUUUUAGAAUGGCGAGGGAUGUCCUGGACGAUAAUGCAUUCUUAGACUUAAAACUGAGGGUUAUAUGUGAUAGACCUGAGGAUGGACGCGUGUAUAACAGACCAACGGUUUCAGAAGUUGCUGCGCUAAUUGUGGGAGACAUUGAUUCUGCUUGUAAUAGGGACAUUAUUAUUCAAGCACGCAACGGUGGUUUGCAACGUAUUGAUGAGUUUCAUCCAGCAUAUUUGGCAUAUCAAUACCCUCUCAUAUUUGCGUAUGGUGAAGAUGGUUAUAGGAAAAAUUUAUUGCAUAGAUAUCGCCAUGAAACUGAGGUUACCCGACAAAAUCGUCAGAGCAUCAAGGACUGGCUUUCAUACAGGUUACAAGACCGUAGCGAGGAGGCAAAAACUUUGCUACACUCACGCCGUCUGUUUCAACAGUUCUUGGUCGAUGGUUAUUGUAUGAUGGAAUCUGAAAGGCUGAACUGGUUGCGAAAUAAUCAAUCCAAAUUAAGAGUGGGAAAAUAUAACAGGUUGACAGAUGAAUGCAAUAACGAUGAUGGCAGACAACAACAAAAGCGGGGAAAGCGAGUUGUCUUACCGUCAUCUUUUGUUAGGGGAAAAAGAUAUAUGGAUCAACUGUAUUUUGACGGAAUGGCAAUUUCAAGUAGAUUGGGUUUUCCGGACCUAUUCAUUACAUUUACUUGCAAUCCAACAUGGCCAGACAUUAUCCGUGCCUUGUCCGAUACUGGGUUACAACCACACGAUCGACCCGAUAUUAUUACUAAAGUCUUCAAAAUCAAAUUUGACGAACUCAUUGCAGAUAUAACAAAAAAGCAUGUUCUAGGGAAAGUUUUGGCCCUUAUGUACACUAUUGAAUUUCAGAAGAGGGGAUUGCCACACGCACAUAUUUUGAUUUUUGUACAUCCUCAGAGCAAAUACCCCACACCAUCUGACAUUGACAACAUCAUCUGUGCUGAAAUACCAGACCCUGCUGUUCAUCCGAGGUUGUAUGCGUUGGUUAAAUCUAACAUGAUGCACGACCCAUGUGGAGUGGCGCGCAUGACACCAACCUGUAUGAAAAAUGGUAAAUGCUCUAAAUACUUUCCAAAGAAGUUUAACGAGGAAACUAUUGUUGAUGCAGAAGGUUAUCCCCUCUAUAGGAGAAGAUCAAAAACCCACGUUAUUGAAAAAAAUGGUAUCACAUUGGACAACCGUCAUGUGGUACCUUAUAACAAAAGAUUUCUCCUCAAAUAUAACGCACAUAUAAACAUGGAAUGGUGUAACCAUAGCACUUCAAUCAAAUAUCUUUUCAAAUACAUUAGCAAAGGCUAUGACAGAAUAACAGCUUCGGUGUCAACCAACAACAAUGAACCGGUUGAUGAAAUAAAACAAUACUUAGAUUGCAGAUAUAUCUCACCAUGUGAAGCAUGCUGGAGAAUUUUCUCCUUUCACAUUCAUGGUAGAAGACCGGCAGUUGAACGUAUGUUUUAUCACUUGGUAGGCGAAAAGGCUGUUUACUACACUGAUCACGAUCGAAUGGAAAAUGUUUUGGAGAAUGCAAGUGUUACUGAUUCCAUGUUUACUGGUUGGCUAUCUGCAAACUCAAAGUAUACUGAGGCACAGUCACUCACUUAUGGUCAAUUUGUAUCUAAGUUUGUUUACCACAAAAAAGAAAGGGAGUGGAGGCCCCGCAAAAAGGGAUUCACCAUUGGGAGAUUGAUAUGGGUUCCACCAACAACAGGUGAACUUUUUUACCUGCGGAUGAUGUUGACGGUAGUCAAGGGACCAAAAAGUUAUGAAGAAAUUCGCAAGGUCGGUAAUACCCAGUAUGAAACAUUUAGAGAUGCAUGCUUCUCCAUGGGAUUUCUGGAAGAUGACAAAGAAUAUAUUGGUGCACUCAAAGAGGCCAGUGAAUGGGGCUCUGGACAUUUUGUCCGAAAACUAUUUGUGGUGAUGCUAUUGUCAGGUGCUGUUAAUCGCCCAGCACACGUUUGGAAGGAAUCAUGGCAGCUGUUAUCUGAUGGUGUCCUACAUGCUCAAAGGCAAUUGGCUUUAAAUACAGAAUUGGUUCUCACAGAUGCCGAAUUGCAACAUUUGACCCUGAUUGAAAUAGAAAAGCUGCUUCAAGAAAAUAAAAGGACACUAAAAGAUUUCAAACCAAUCCCUUAUCCAGAUGGAUAUGUUCUGCAACAAUUAGUUAUGCUAUUGAAGAAAACCAAUUUUGUGAAAUACCUUACUGAUAACCUUGACCCAGAUGAACAGACAGCUAUGUAUCAAAAAAUUAUGCGCGCAGUUGAGUCUCAGAAUGGUGCAGUCUUCUUCCUACAUGGUUACGAUGGAACCCGUAAGACAUACAUGUGGAGAACACUGGCGGCUGCAUUAAGGUCGAAGCAUGAUAUAUGUCUGACAGUCGCAACCAGUGGUAUAGCGUCAUUAUUGUUGCCAGGAGGUCGAACUGCACAUUCAAAAUUUAAGAUACCAGUGCCAACGCUCGAUAAUUCUACUUGCAAAAUUGAGUACAAUGAUGAUGUGGGAGACCUUCUUAGGCAAACUAAACUAAUUAUUUGGGAUGAGGCUCCAAUGGCACACAAGCAUACUUUUGAAGCACUAGAUAGAACGCUCAGAGACGUAAUGUCUAAAUACGGUAACUCAAAGGAGAUGUUUGGUGGAAAAGUUGUUGUUUUUGGAGGUGAUUUCAGGCAGAUUUUACCUGUUGUCCCUCGAGGAAGCCGUUCGGAUAUUGUACAUUCUGCCAUAAAUGCGUCUUAUAUAUGGAAUUCUGUUCAAGUGUUAACAUUAACCAAAAACAUGCGCCUGCAAUCCGAUCCGACUGAAGAUGAUAAAAAUGAAAUGCAACAGUUUUCUGAAUGGUUGUUAAGAAUUGGCGAAGGAAAAGUAUCUGAGCCCAAUGACGGUGUGACAGAUUUUGAAAUUCCACCUGACCUGUUGAUAACACAGUUCGAAGACCCGAUCGUCGCCAUUGUUAAUGCUACAUAUCCUGACUUUAUUCACAAUUUUCAUUCAAUCCAAUACCUUAAGGGUCGAGCAAUUCUGGCUUCAACAUUAGAAAUUGUGGAACAAAUAAACAAUCAUAUCCUUGACUUAAUCCCAGGAGACAUGCGAGAUUACUACAGCUCAAAUACUAUUGAUAAGUCCGAAAUCAAUGACGACACAGUGGUAAAUAUCCUAACUCCAGAAUUUCUCAGUUCCCUCCGUACAUCUGGUUUGCCUACCCAUCAUUUAAAGUUAAAGGUUGGAACACCAAUUAUGCUCAUGAGGAAUAUUGAUCAGUCAGAAGGACUAUGUAAUGGAACAAGGUUGAUAGUAACAAAAUUGGGGACACAUGUUAUUGAAGCUUCGAUAAUAGCUGGAAAGAACUGUGGCAAUCAGGUUUACAUCCCACGAAUGGAUAUGUCACCUUCCCAAUCACCAUGGCCGUUCAAGCUCAACAGAAGACAGUUCCCCAUUAUAGUGUCAUAUGCCAUGACAAUUAACAAAUCCCAAGGACAGUCUUUGGAUACUGUUGGUCUAUACCUACCAAGGGAUGUUUUUACACAUGGACAAAUAUAUGUUGCACUAUCAAGAGUGACCACAAAACAAGGAAUCAAGAUAUUAAUACAUGAUCAACAUGCAAAAGUUAAAACAACAACUACAAAUGUAGUUUACAAGGAGAUCUUCGACAAUAUAUAA